Molecule: messenger RNA, 1602 nt
Organism: Seminavis robusta
Lineage: Eukaryota; Bacillariophyta; Bacillariophyceae; Naviculales; Naviculaceae
Source: the annotation of a GenBank genome assembly
AUGAAUGAGAAGAGCGAACCUCAAGACAAUCAGACCCUGAAAUUCCUGCAUCAAGUCUUGGACGAGGCUUCCUUCUCCGAUGGCACAAGAACGAAUGUGGACGAAACGGUUGCAAACAUGGGCGAGAGUGCGGAAGAGGAAAACCAAGGGAAGCGGGAUACGAAGGAGUGCGACGAAACUCUACAGGUCUUGCAAGAAGUUUGCCUGAUAGACAAAAACUUCUUAAGAACCAAGAGUACCACCAGUGAGGACGAAGGAAAGAAGAAUCCCAUGAUUGGGGGGCUGAGUGAUAGUAGCGAGGAGUGGCGGGAUGGACAAUGCAUCCCAGGAUGCAAGCUGCAAACAUAUGAAACAACGUGCGCAGACCAAAAGCUGUCGACUAGCCGCACAAGUCAAAAUGAUUCAGAAGCGUCCCCUGUUGUGGUCACUUCGCAUGGAGGUGGAGAGGCGGGAAAUGUUGCAACCAUCCCAGGAGUAUUUGCAAUGAACACGGGUGAGGCACGACAACGGAAUUCACUGUCCUUGGACCUCAUGGAUGAUGAACCCGAUGAGCGGAAUCAGUUUGAUGAUGCAGAGGACCCGCCCGAGGAUUCACACCAACUGUCAGGUCAAGACGUGGCGUUGGACGAUGCUUACUUAGUCAUUGAGGACGGCACUGAAUGCUCGAGCCGUCCCGAAGGAUCACUGAUGGAAAGCUUCAGCCAAUUCUCGACUUUCUCGACAUUGGAUGAGGGACUCGAAGUCGUUGAUGGCAAGUUGAUUGUCAAGACACCAGCUCAGUCCAGGCGAUGCGGGCAAGUUUCAAAGGUUUUACUUCUGAUUCUCCUAGUCAUUGUUCUUGCCUUGGUUGUGCUCGCUGCCGCGUUAUUGCUUCCAUCCCUCGGAGAUGACGAGGAGUGGCAACGAUUCCACAUGGUAUCGUUCUUCUACAUGAGCAAUGGACAAGCUUGGUUUCGAAACGACCAUUGGCUAAGCUACAACGUCAGCGAAUGCGAAUGGUUCAAUCAUGGAACUAGUGCCAAUGUGUAUGGGCUGGAGAGCUUGGAGGCCUUGCCAGUGUGCAAUGAAGACAACGAGCUUCUUGUGUUCAACAUGUCUGCAAACAAUCUCAAUGGACAUUUUCAGUUGAUCACUCACUGGGUCCCAACAAUGCGCCGUUUCGACAUCUCAAAAAACAACUUGCAAGGCCUGAUCCCAGUUAUGUCUCACCAACCUGAAGUUGAAGUGUAUGAUGUUUCCGAAAACCAAUUCAAUGGUAUGAUGGUAGGCGAGUUUUCUUCCUUCAAGAUGAAAGUUACGCGAACACAUGGGAACAGAUUGUUUGGGCGUGCUCCGGGCAUGUAUCACUUCUUGCCCUAUCUUGAGGAUUUGGACAACUCUGGAAACCUGUACCAAAAUCCUUUGGCAACCGAAAUUGGCCAUUGCCAAGAUCUCAAGACUUUGAACAAUGCCAACAACAUGUUCUAUGGAGCCCUUCCAUCAGAGCUUGGAUCUCUUUCCCUAUUAAAAAAUUACAACGUGUCAGGAAACAUUGAUGUGAACGGCUCCAUCCCGAAUACUCUCAAGGCUCCCUCGAAAUACUUGCUAACUGCAGCCUCUUAG